AUGUGGAAACAAUAUGGGGAAGUGGAGGUUUUUUCACUUGAAAAUGGUAUGUUCAUCUUCCAUUUCUCGGAUGAGUUUACCUGUAAUGAGGUCAUAGAGGCCAAAAUUUGGCAUGUGGUGAAUAAGCCUUUUAUUUUGAGAAAAUGGGUUCCAGGGAUGCAGGUGUUGAAAUUGACUUUGAAAUCCAUUCCGGUCUGGGUCAAGUUUCUACACUUGCCUUUGGAAUAUUGGAAUCAUUCUUGCCUAAGCCAUGUUGCUAGUGGGGUUGGUAGGCCUUUGUAUGCCGAUUCCAUAACAGAGGAGCAAAAAAGACUGGGCUAUGCUAGAGUACUUGUUGAGAUUGAUGUGGAGUCCGAAUGUCCUAAAGAAAUUGUCAUUUGUAGAGCUAAUGGAGACUUGAUUAAUAUUGGGGUGGAAUACCCUUGGCUACCUCCGAAGUGCUCUUUGUGUGGAGGAUUUGGGCAUGCGGUGUAUGCUUGUUCCAAGAAGGAGACGAAGAAAUGGGUUCCCAAGACCCAUAUCCAAGUGGCUGGAAGUCUCCUAGGGCAGUGCAGACUCCUAGAAGAUACUAAUGAGGAAGAGUUUACUUUUCGAUCUCCUGUUAACUUCCUUGAUGUCUUUAAGAAGGCAUUAUCGUCUAAGGACAGGGGUAAGGCAAAGGUUGGUGAAGAUGAGGAGAUUCAGAGGAGUAUCGGGAGUAAGCAUGUUACAAUUAUUUGUCUUUUAGAAACCAGAGUUAAGGAAGAUAAUGCUUUGAGGAUUAAGGAUUAUAUUUGUCCAAGGUGGUUGAUGGUUCAUAAUUACGACUCCCAUCCUUUGGGACGUAUCUGGAUCUGUUGGGAUCCAGGGGUUGUGACCAUGGAUAUUGUCUCUUCUACUGAGCAGGUUCUCACUUGUAAGGUAACUGAGACAAAGGAGUCCGUUUCCUGGAUUUUGUCUGCUACUUAUGGUGCUAAUCAGGGGUUAGAUCGGAAGCGUAUGAUGCGGGAAUUGGUGCAUGUGAGGGCCUCUAUAGAUGACCUUCCUUGGAUUAUUGAUGGAGAGUUUAAUGUCAUCCGGUAUCCGCAAGAGUCUAGUGGUUCCCAUCACACUGGAUAUGAAAAGGAUUUUGUAGAGUGCAUCAAUGCUAUUGAGGUGGAAGAUCUUGCUUUUACUGGCUGCUUCCAUACUUGGACUAAUAAACAGGAAGGGAUGGCCUUUUGGAGUUUCUUUGAGUGUGGGAUUUCAGAUCAUUCCCCUGCUCUUGUAAACAUUCAGCAGCUUACUAGCUUUGGCCCUAAGCCCUUCAAGUUUUUCAACUUUUGGGCUGAUCAUAGGGAGUUUCUGGAUUGGGUUGCAGCUGUUGGCAGAUCGAGGUUGAAGGGGUUGAAGGUAGAGAGGGCCAGGCAGGAUCUUGCUUUAGCUCAGAGAGGGUUUUUAAACUCUUGUGGUAGUAGGGAGUGGUUUCUGAAGGAAAAGGAAUGUAUGCAUCAAUUCCUUUCUUUUAUGACAGCUGAAGAGAAUUUCAUUAAACAAAAGUCACGAAACCAGUGGCUUAAUCUUGGGGACAGCAACUCUGCUUUUUUCCACAAGAUUGUCAAAGCUCGGAAUGCUUCCAAUCUAGUAAAAAUUUUGAAGGAUGAUCAGGGCAAUUCUAUUUCAGAUCCAAAGAUUAUUAAGGAGAUGGCUAUUGACUUCUACAGGAACCUUCUUGGUUGCUCUACUCACGUUUUCUCUCAAACUCAAGCUGAUAGAGUUGCACAACUCAUUCAGCGACAGUUUUCUGCUUCAUGCAUUGAAGGUAUGGGAGCUGCUGUUUCUAGAGAGGAAGUUCGUAGAACUGUUUUUUCUAUGAAGCCUAGUAAAGCCCCCGACCCAGAUGGAUUCUCUGCAGGGUUUUUCCAUAAGGCUUGGUCUAUAGUAGGUGAUGGGGUUAUUGAUGGAGUAUUGGAAUUCUUUUCUUCAGGUAUUCUCCUCAAGGAAGUCAAUUCCACCAUCAUCACUCUUAUUCCUAAGAAAAAGAACCCGUCUGUCAUGGGUGACUACAGACCUAUUUCCUGUUGCAAUCUUGUCUACAAGACUAUCACAAAGAUUCUUGCUAAUCGGUUGCUGCCGGGACUUCCUAAUAUAAUUAGCAAUAACCAAGGGGCCUUCAUCCCGAAGAGAAGCAUUGCAGAAAACAUUCUGCUAGCCCAGGAAAUUGUGCAUGAUUAUCAUAAAAGUAAGGAGACCUCUAGAUGUGCUUUGAAGAUAGAUCUAAUGAAAGCUUAUAACUCAUAUGUUUCUUGGGUUAGAGCUUGUAUUACUGGCCCUUAUUUUUCAGUAGCUCUUAAUAGUACUUUAGUGGGUUAUAUUAAAGGCAAGAAAGGGUUAAGACAGGGUGACCCGAUCUCACCUUACCUUUUUGUGCUUGCCAUGGAAAUAUUGUCCAGGCUACUUAUGGAAGCUUCUUCUAAUCCUGAGAGGUUCAGAUUUCAUCCUAAAUGCAGCAAGCUAAGAUUAACUCAUCUGUGCUUUGCAGAUGAUUUACUCAUCUUUUCUAAAGCUGAUAUGGGGUCUAUUCAAACUAUCCAAGAUGUGCUUGCUGAAUUUGAAGUUUUAUCCGGCCUCAAAGCUAACCCUGCCAAAAGUGCUUUCUUUUGUGCUGGAAUUCAUAGAGAUGAUAAGUUAGCUUUCUUAGAAGUCCUGAAGAUGCCUGAGGUGUCUUUGCCGGUCCGAUAUUUGGGAGUUCCACUGAUUACUAGAAGACUCUCGGCUGUGGACUGUGAAGUUUUGGUAGCUAAGAUUGCGGGUCGUAUUGAUUCUUGGUUGGUGCGGCAUCUGUCUUUUGCAGGAAGACUUCAGCUAAUCUCUUCUAUCCUCUUUAGCCUUCAAAUUUUUUGGGCUAGAGUGUUCAUUCUCCCUAAGAAAGUGAUCCGGAUUAUUGAACAGAAAAUUAAUAGAUUUUUGUGGAAUGGGAAGGAUACCAAAGCUAAAGCUAAAGUUGCUUGGGACAAAGUCUGCCUUCCAAAGUCUGAGGGAGGUCUUGGACUUAGGAAGCUUGAUGUUUGGAAUUGUGCUGCCAUGCUUAACCAUAUAUGGAACUUGUUUUCUCAAGCCGGUUCUUUAUGGGUUGCAUGGGUCGAGCAAAACUGGUUGAAGGGGGGGAGUUUCUGGCAUAUUCCUCUACCUAAGGUUUGUUCUUGGAGUUGGAAAAAGAUUCUUAAGCUCCGGGAUGUAGCUAAGGAUUUUCUUAGCUUUAAAGUUGGGAAAUGUCAUGAUAUAUCUCUCUGGUUUGAUACUUGGCACCCGGCUGGUAGGCUUGUUGAUAUCUAUGGAUUUCGGAUAGUUUAUGAUUUCGGGAUUGGCAUUGAUGCUAAGCUGUCUACUGUUCUAAAAAAUGGAAAUUGUUGGAGUGGUAUAUAUAGAGAGCCUAGCCUAGCUUAA
Alnus glutinosa is the source of this 3405-nucleotide messenger RNA. RefSeq lists its product as uncharacterized. Lineage: Eukaryota; Viridiplantae; Streptophyta; Magnoliopsida; Fagales; Betulaceae. The record is from RefSeq and is a predicted model, not a curated record. Bases 1 to 3405 code for a protein of 1134 amino acids. The transcript is spliced from 7 exons.